This is a messenger RNA of Lachancea nothofagi CBS 11611, 966 nucleotides long. The record is from the annotation of a GenBank genome assembly. Lineage: Eukaryota; Fungi; Ascomycota; Saccharomycetes; Saccharomycetales; Saccharomycetaceae.
AUGUCUACAUCGCUUUUUGAAAUACUGAUAACUAGUUUCCUGUUCUUAACAGUCGUCUUUGCAAUUGGAUGUAUACCCAUAUACUAUGUGAAGAAUAAGGAGUCGUCAGGGGAAGACCUGUUUUUAAGCAUGCUUUCACUUUUCGGGAUGGGCAUGCUACUCGGAACUGCUUUCAUGCUUGUGAUUCCAGAAGGCAUAGAUGCAUGUUUGGAGCACAACGGUAAUGUAGGCAUCAAUCUGCUGAUUGGGUUUCUAGUGGUGUACCUUUUGGACCAAGCAGCGUCAGUGGUUUCCCAGAAUACGGGACAAACGAGAUGGUCAUCGUUUCUUCAAGAGGGGUGUGAGUUGACAUCUUUAAGGGAUCUGCUUAAUGUGAAAAAGGCUUUCACGCUCGUGGUGAGAAACCAGGUCGUGUUCGCCCUCGUAAUCCAUGGAUUUUCCGACGGUUUGGCGAUGGGUGCUUCAACGAAUAACGAUUCAGUGAAGAUUGCUACUCUGGCGGCCAUUAUUAUCCACAAGAUUCCGGCUGUGCUUUCUCUAAGUAGCUUGAUGGUUACGAAACAAAAACUCCCGACUCUGGAAGCUGCGUCAAACCUAUUGGCAUUUGCUUCAUCUACUCCGUUAGCUUAUCUCGUAGUUUCACUCAUCAACAUGAAGAAUUGGGGCCCGCUCGAGUGGAUAAGUGGUAACAUAUUACUCAUGAGUGGGGGCAGUCUUUUCUACGCGGCUGUGUCGGCCCUUUUGGGCAAUCACAGUCAUACGAACGAUUCACAUGAGUAUGCUGAGGCCCAUGAAAAUUUCAUUAGUGGCCCAACAUCUUAUGAAUUUGCACCCAAAGACAUGACACCCUUCGAAGUGAUCGGUGCUGCCGCCCAGCGCAAGGUACCCUUUGGCGAGACAACCUACGUUUUGGGAGGUGUACUUAUACCUAUCAUAGUUUCGUACCUGAUCCGAGAAAAAGCUUGA